Suricata suricatta (meerkat) is the source of this 16254-nucleotide messenger RNA. Its product is annotated as SCO-spondin-like. The record is from RefSeq and is a predicted model, not a curated record. The transcript has 103 exons. Lineage: Eukaryota; Metazoa; Chordata; Mammalia; Carnivora; Herpestidae. The coding region runs from base 825 to 16115 and encodes 5096 amino acids. Gene Ontology annotation, cellular component: extracellular matrix. Gene Ontology annotation, molecular function: protein binding.
UCACUGAGAAAAGGGCUCAUGUUCUCCCCCUGCCUCUACCCAGUGCCACCAGCCUGGAAACUCCAUUCCUUCUUUCUGUUCGGUGGUCCAGGCUUCACAAGUGCUUAGUGGGAGAGGGGGCAGGAAAGGGGCAGAGGAAGAGACUCAUAAAGUUCGAAUUCUAGGGCUGGAAGACCAUACCAGUCAUUUGGCACAGUAACUCUUAACCAUUCUGUGGGGUCAUAGCUCCUCUCGAUCAUUUAAUUACAGCUAAGGCGCUAUCCUUAGAAAAACGUCCACAUACACAAUCUCAAAGUGGAGCCCCUGAGUCCCACCCAAGCAUCCCUGGGAAGCCCCUGAAUUUUUUACUCGCAGGGAAAUUAUGGCUCAGAGAGAGAGGGUGGCUGUUUGGAGUCCGAGUUACUUUGUGGGACAGCCUGAGGGUGGAAAAAUAUCAGAGGCUCAAGCUCCCCCCACUGAGCUCUUUCACACACACACACACACACACACACACACACACACACACACACACGCGGGCAGGAAGGGGACUGUUUCCAGGGAGAGCUGGCCUCUGAGGGGAUUGUGCAAUGUGCAGACAGGUCCAAUCUGGUUCCGAGCAGCUGGUGCCCCCAGGGCAUGGAGCUAAGAUAAAGCUUCCCGGCCCCACGGGCCUGGCUGUCACUGUCUGGGCUGCCUUGGACACAGUGACACCCGGCUGAAAGAGACCGUGGCGUGGGGCAGGGGGGGGGACGGCCAGCACCGGCCUUUCUGCUCACCGGCCACAGCAUUACCUUCCUCAAGCCCAAGGCUCUUAGUGCCCCCGAGGUGACGUGGGGGGUGGCAUUAUGCUGCUCCCUGCCUUCCUCUUUGGGAUGGCAUGGGCAUUGGCUAACGGGCGGUGGUGUGAGCGAACGGAGACCUUCCUGGUGGACGAGGAAGUGACCCCCCGUCAGGAGGACCUGGUGCCCUGUACCAGCCUCUACCACUACCAGCGCCUGGGCUGGCAACUCGACCUGUCCUGGAGUGGACGUGCAGGGCUCUGCCCCAUCUACAAGCCCCCAGAAACCCGGCCUGCUGCGAGGAACCGGACAGUGCGGGCUUGCUGCCCAGGCUGGGGGGGCCCCCACUGCACUCUGGCCCUUGCAGGAGCCAGCCCUGGGGGCCACUGCUUUGCCAAUUGGCGGUGCCAGCUGCAGGCAGGCUCAGCUAAUGCUUCUGCGGGAAGCCUAGAGGAGUGCUGCGCUUGGCCUUGGGGACACAGCUGGUGGGAUGGCAACUCCCAGGCCUGCCUCAGCUGCUCUGGCCAACACCUCCCAGGCAGCCCUCCCUCUCCAGCCUCCCUGCAGCCCCUGGCAGGGGCUGUGGCCCAGUUCUGGAGUCGGCGCCAGCAGCCCGCGGCCACCUGCACCACCUGGUCAGGCUUCAGCUACCGAACCUUUGAUGGGCACCACUACCACUUCCUAGGCCGCUGCACUUACCUGCUGGCGGGUGCUGCGGAUUCCACCUGGGCCGUCCACCUCACGCCCAGGGGGCAUUGCCCCCCACCUGGGCACUGUCAGCUGGCCCGGGUAAUGAUGGGACCCGAGGAGGUGCUGAUCCAGGGUGAAAAUGUCUCUGUGAAUGGGCAGCUGAUACCCAAUGGGGAGUCGCGGCUGCUCCAUGGGCUGAGCCUACAGUGGCAAGGGGACUGGCUCGUGCUGUCAGGGGGCCUGGGGGUUGUCGUGCGGCUGGACAGGUCCAGUUCAGUUUCCAUUUCUGUGGACCACGAGCUCCAGGGACAAACUCAAGGUCUCUGUGGGGUCUACAAUGGCUGGCCUGAGGAUGACUUCCUGGAGCCAGGAGGGAGGCUGGCUGUGUUAGCUGCCACCUUUGGGAAUUCCUGGAGGCUCCCUGACUCAGAGCCUGGGUGUCUGGAUGCAGUGGAAGUGGCCCAGGGCUGUGAGGACCCCCUGAGAGGCACAGAGGCAGUCAUGGAGGCUGGCCAGCUGGAGGCGGAGGCCCAGGAUGUGUGCCACCAGCUGCUCGACAGUCCCUUCAGGGACUGCCAUGCUCAGGUCCCCCCUGCUGAGUACCACCAGGCCUGCCUCUUUGCCUACUGUUUUGGGGCCCCGGCAGGCAGUGGGCCUGAGGGCCAACGGGAGGCCGUGUGCACCACUUUGGCCAACUAUGCCCAAGAGUGUGCCAAGCAGCAUAUCCACGUGGGCUGGAGGAAGCCAGGCUUCUGCGAGCGCCUGUGCCCUGGGGGUCAGCUGUACUCUGACUGCGCCUCCGCCUGCCCGCCCAGCUGCUCGGCAGUGGGCGAGGGAGGGGAGGGGUCCUGCCAGGAAGCGUGCGUGAGCGGCUGCGAGUGCCCGCCGGGCCUCUUCUGGGAUGGCGCGCUCUGCGUCCCUGCGGCCCGCUGCCCCUGCUACCACCGGCGCCAGCGCUACGCCCCUGGGGACACAGUGCGCCAGCUCUGCAACCCAUGCGUGUGCCAGGACGGCCGCUGGCUGUGCGCGCAGGCGCCGUGCCCAGCCGAGUGCGCGGUGGGCGGGGACGGGCAUUACGUCACAUUCGAUGGGCGGAGCUUCUCCUUCCGCGGCCGCCCAGGUUGCAGCUCCAUCCUGGUGCAGGACUUCUCUAAGGAGCAGCUGCUGAUUGUGCUGGAGCAUGGGGCCUGUGACGCUGGGAGCUGCCUCCGCGCCAUCUCUGUUUCGCUCGGGGACACCCACGUGCAGCUCAGAGACUCAGGGGCCGUACUGAUGGAUGGGCAGGAUGUGGGCUUGCCGUGGAACGGGCCUAAGGGCCUCAGGGCCUCCCGAGCCUCCUCCACCUUCCUGCUGCUGCGCUGGCCUGGGGCCCAGGUCCUCUGGGGAGUGUCUGACCCUGCAGCUUACAUCACUCUGGACCCUCGCCACGCCCACCAGGUGCAGGGUCUCUGCGGCACCUUUACGUGGAACCAGCAGGAUGACUUCCUGACACCUACUGGCGAUGUGGAGACCAGCAUUGCAGCCUUUGCUAGCAAGUUCCAGGUGGCAAGCGAGGGAGGGUGCCCCUCGGAAGACAGCACCCCACUUUCUCCCUGCAGCACCCACACUCAGCGCCAUGGUUUUGCCGAGGCAGCUUGUGCCAUCCUGCAUGGCCCAACUUUCCAGGAGUGCCACGGGCUGGUGGACAGGGAGCCGUUCCGCCUGCGCUGCUUGGCAGCUGUGUGUGGCUGCGCUCCCGGCAAGGACUGCCUGUGUCCUGUGCUUGCCGCCUUUGCUCGUCGCUGUGCCCGGGAGGGUGUCCUGUCUCUCUGGAGGACCCAGACCCUGUGCCCUGUCCUGUGUCCUGGGGGCCAGGAGUACCAGGAGUGUGCUCCGGCGUGUGGUCAAAACUGUGGGGAGCCAGAAGACUGUGGGGAGCUGGGCAGCUGUGUGGCUGGCUGUAACUGCCCCCCAGGGCUGCUAUGGGACCCUGAGGGCGAGUGCGUGCCCCCCAACUUGUGCUCCUGCCAGCUCGGAACUCAACGCUAUGCCCCUGGCAGUGCCACCACAAAGGACUGCAACCACUGUGUCUGCCAGGAGAGGGGCCUCUGGAACUGCACUGCUCGCCGCUGCGGCCCCCAGCAGACAUUCUGCCCCCGGGAGCUUGUCUAUGUCCCUGGCGCCUGCCUCCUCACCUGUGACAGCCCUCUCGCCAACCAUUCCUGCCCCCCAGACAGCAGGGGGAGCUGUGUCUGUCCCCCAGGCACUGUGCUGCUGAACGAGCGCUGUGUGCCUCCUGAGCUCUGUCCCUGCCGUCAUGGUGGCCAGUGGUACCCACCCAACGCCACCAUCCAGGAGGAUUGCAACAUCUGUGUGUGCCAGGGGCGGCAGUGGCACUGCACCAGCCGCCAGUGCAGUGGAUGGUGCCAGGCAUCGGGGGCCCCCCACUAUGUGACAUUCGAUGGGCUGGCUUUCACCUUCCCUGGAGCCUGUGAAUAUCUGCUGGUGCGGGAGGCCAGCGGCCAGUUCAUAGUCUCUGCCCAGAACCUGCCCUGUGGGGCCAGUGGCCUCACCUGCACCAAGGCGCUGACCGUGCAGCUACAGAGCACCGUUGUGCACAUGCUCAGAGGCCGGGCAGUGACAGUGAAUGGGGUGAGCAUAACGCUCCCCAAGGUCUACACGGGCCCUGGGCUGAGCCUGCGUCGUGCUGGUCUCUUCCUGCUGCUCACAACCCGUCUGGGCUUCAGCCUGUUCUGGGAUGGAGGCACCCGCGUCCUGGUGCAGCUGUCCCCGCACUUCCGGGGCCGCAUAUCUGGUCUGUGUGGGGACUUUGAUGGAGAUGCCAGUAAUGACCUGCGGAGCCGCCAGGGGGUCCUGGAGCCCACGGCUGAGCUGGCUGCCCACUCCUGGCACCUGAACCCGCUCUGCCCUGAGCCCGGAGACCUGCCACACCCCUGCACCGUGAACGCCCACCGGGCUGGCUGGGCGCGCGCCCGCUGUGAGGUGCUACUGCAGUCGCUCUUUGCCCGGUGCCACGCGGCGGUGCCCCCACAGCAGCACUACGAGUGGUGUGUGCACGACGCGUGCGGCUGCGAUUCGGGGGGUGACUGUGAGUGUCUCUGCUCGGCCAUUGCCACCUAUGCGGACGAGUGUGCCCGGCGUGGGCUCUAUGUGCGCUGGCGCAGCCAGGAACUCUGCCCUCUGCAGUGUGAAGGGGGCCAGGUGUAUGAGGCCUGUGGCCCCAUAUGUCCCCCCACCUGCCAUGACCAUGGUCCUGAGCCCGGGUGGCACUGCCAGGCCGUCGCCUGUGUGGAGGGCUGCUUCUGCCCUGAGGGGACUCUGCUCCAUGGAGGAGUCUGCUUAGAGCCAGCUUCCUGCCCCUGUGAGUCAGGGGGCAGCUUCUUCCCGCCGGGGACGGUGGUCCAGAAGGACUGUGGGAACUGCACAUGCCAGGAAAGUCAGUGGCUUUGUGGGAGCGGCAGGACCCGCUGUGAGGAGCUGGUGCCCGGCUGUGUAGAUGGAGAGGUCCUGUGCCAGGAUGGUGGGCACUGUGUGCCCCACGAGUGGCUUUGUGACAACCAGGAUGAUUGUGGCGAUGGCUCAGACGAGGAGGGCUGUGCCACCCCAGGCUGUGGGGAGGGGCAGGUGUCCUGCAGCUCGGGCCGCUGCCUGCCCCUGGCCCUGCUCUGUGACGGGCGGGACGACUGUGGCGAUGGGACGGAUGAGCAGGGCUGCCCGUGCCCCCACGACUGGCUGGCCUGCGCUGAUGGGCACUGCCUGCCCCCCGGCCUGCUCUGUGAUGGACGUUCCGACUGUCCCGAUGCUGCCGAUGAGGAGGCCUGUCUGGGGCAGCUGAGCUGCACUCCUGGGGAGGUGUCCUGCGUAGACGGCACCUGCGUGGGGGCCGUCCUGCUGUGUGACGGAGUCUGGGACUGCCCAAAUGGAGCCGACGAGGGACCUGGGCACUGCCCCUUCCCUUCGCUGCCCGCUCCCCCGGCCGGCACUUUGCUCGCCCCCUCCACUGGCUCCGGGGAGACCGCACCAACUCCCCUGGCCAGCGGCAGCCCUGGUGAGUGUGAGGACUGCGCCGACGGCAGCGACGAGCGCGGCUGCGGCUGGCCCUGUGUGUCCCCCGCGCAGCUGUGCGACGGCGUGCCGCACUGCCCCGACGGCUCGGACGAGAGCCCCGACGCCUGCGAGGGGAUGACAGCCCCAGGAGGCCCCAACGGGACAAGGGUUCCCUGCCCCGAAUACUCCUGCCCUGAUGGCCUGUGCAUCAGUUUCCAGCUGGUGUGCGACGGGCAGCCUGACUGUGAAUUGGCAGAGAAGGCAGGGCCUUCCCCGGAAGAGCAGGGCUGUGGGGCCUGGAGCCCCUGGAACUCGUGGGGGCCAUGCAGCAGGACGUGUGGGCCUGGGGUGCAGACCCGGAGCCGCCGCUGCUCCCCACCUAGUCUCCCGGUGCUGCAGCACUGCCCAGGCCCUGAGCGCCAGACUCAGGCCUGCUUCACGGCCGCCUGCCCAGUGGAUGGUGAAUGGACCACUUGGUCUCCCUGGUCCUCGUGCUCCGAGCCAUGCAUGGGCACCAUGACCCGGCAGCGGCAGUGUCACCCACCCCAGAAUGGGGGCCGGACCUGUGCCAUGCUGCCCGGGGUCUCUCCCACCACCCUCCAGACCCGGCCCUGCCCUCAGGACGGCUGCCCCAAUGCCACUUGCUCCGGGCAGCUGGUGUUCUGGCCGUGCGCCCCCUGUCCUCUGACCUGCGACGAGAUCUCUGGUCAGGCUGAGUGCUCAGCUGACCAGCCCUGCAGUGGCCCAGGCUGCUGGUGCCCUGCGGGACAGGUGCUGGGCAGUGAGGGGCGGUGCGUGUGGCCCCGGCAGUGCCUCUGCCUGGUGGAUGGCGCCCGCUACUGGCCUGGGCAGCGCAUCAAGGCCGACUGUCAGCUGUGCGUCUGCCGGGAUGGGCGGCCCCAACGCUGUGGGCCCGAUCCAGAUUGUGCUGUGAACUGUGGCUGGUCAUCCUGGUCCCCCUGGGCUGAGUGCCUGGGCCCCUGCGGGAGCCAGAGCAUUCAGUGGUCCUUCCGGAGCCCCAACAACCCCCGCCUCUCGGGCCGAGGUCGCCAGUGCGGGGGCAUCCACCGCAAGGCCCGCAGGUGCCAGACGGAGCCGUGUGAGGGCUGUGCGCAGCGGGGCCACAUCCGCGGUGUGGGCCAGCGCUGGCGAGAGGGCCCCUGCGCCGUGUGCCAGUGUCUGCACAACAGCACCGUGCGCUGCUCCCCCUACUGCCCGCUGGGCAGCUGCCCACAGGACCAGGUCCUGGUGGAGGGAACAGGAGACUCGUGCUGCCGCUGUGCCCUGCUCGGUGGCGAGAACCAGACGAGCCUCCCCAUGGCCACUCCCGCCCCUUCAGCAGCCCUCGGUUCCCAGAUCGGACCCCCUCUGGUCACCUAUGUCCUGCCUCCGCCAGGAGACCCCUGCUAUGCUCCGCUGGGCCUGGCCCGACUCACCAAGGGAAACCCGCUGCUGGAGCUCCCCACCCAGGCCGCCCUCCUGGGGGCUCCCACCAGGGGGCCCGGCCACCGGGGCCAGAGCACCCUAGGGAACACUCACACCCAGCCCCCCUACCUGCAGCUGAACCUGCUGCUGCCCCGGAACCUCACUGGCAUCAUAGUGCAGGGGCCUGGGUCCUCAGCCUUGCUGGAGUUCAGCACUGAUGGUCUACACUGGCACAACUAUAGUGACAUCCUGCCUGGCACCCUGCCCCCAGCCAAGCUUUUCCCUAAGAACCUGGAUGACGCGGCCCCCACAGUGUGGACAUUUGGCCAGAUGGUGCAGGUGCAGCAUGUCCGGGUGUGGCCCCGGGUGUCCCACAGUGGCACCACCCACAGCACCUCCCCGUGGGUAGAGCUGCUGGGCUGUGAGCCAGUGUCCCCGCUGGUGGCGCCCCUGUGUCCAGGGGCUGGGCACCACUGUGCCAAUGGUGAAUGCGCCCCAAGGGGGGGCCCAUGUGAUGGCGUGAAGGACUGUGAAGAUGGCUCCGAUGAGGAAGGCUGUGUGCCCCUAACCAUGGGCAUUGGCAGAGUCCGGUCCACAGCCGGGACCCCAGCUCUCUCCUCCACCCAGCCCAGACAGCUGCGCCCCCAGGGCCUGGCAGAGGCAGAACACUGGCAUCCCUGGCGAGGGUCACCCAUACCCCCCACAGGGAAGCGGCCAGUGACUCAGGUCCCAGCCUCUGAGGCUCCUCGCUUGAGUCCUAGGGAAUCAGUGCAGACGAUGACCACCAGCCCCACACCCCAGCCUGAGGUCGAGGCCCUGAGGCCAAGAGCGACCACCACGGCAGAGCUCCCCUCGCACCCCAUGACUCCAGUGGUCCCUGCUGGCCGGAGUGUCGCCCCGCCGCCCUUCCCGCCUGUGCAGUGCAGCCCAGGCCAGGUGCCCUGCCAGGUGCUGGGCUGCGUGGAGCAGGAGCAGCUGUGUGACGGGAGGGAGGACUGUCUGGACGGCUCAGACGAGAGGCACUGUGCGAGUGCAGUGCCCUUUCCGGUGCCCGCCACGGCCCUGCCUGGGCUGCCGGCCUCCCGAGCCCUCUGCUCCCCAAACCAGCUGAGCUGCGGAAGUGGGGAGUGCCUGCCGGCGGAGCGGCGCUGUGACCUGCGGCCCGACUGCCAGGACGGCUCUGACGAGGAUGACUGUGUGGACUGUGGGCUGGCACCCUGGUCUGGCUGGAGCAGCUGCAGCCACAGCUGUGGGCCGGGCCUCGCCUUCCAGCGCCGGGACCUGCUGCGGCCUGCCCUGCCCGGGGGCACCUGCCCACCAGACACGCUCCGCAGCCGGCCCUGCUUUGUGCAGGCCUGCCCGGUGGCUGGGGCGUGGGCUGUGUGGGAGGCCUGGGGGCCCUGCAGCGUCUCCUGUGGGGGCGGCCAUUGGAGUCGUCGGAGGAGCUGCGUGGAUCCCCCGCCCAAGAAUGGUGGUGCUCCCUGCCCUGGGGCCUCCCAGGAGCGGGCACCCUGUGGCUUGCAGCCCUGCUCGGGAGGCACAGACUGUGGGCUGGGCCGCAUUCAUAUCAGUGCUGAGCUGUGCCAGAAGGGGCUGGUGCCACCAUGCCCGCCGUCCUGCUUGGACCCUGAGGCCAACAGAACCUGCAGUGGGCACUGUCUGGAGGGAUGCCGCUGCCCCCCUGGACUCCUCCUCCAUGAUGACCGCUGCCUGCCCCUUGCUGAGUGCCCUUGCCUGGUGGGCGAAGAGCUGAAGCAGCCGGGGGUGCCCUUCCUCUUGGACAACUGCAGCCGCUGCGUGUGCGAGAAGGGGGCCCUGAUGUGCGAGCCGGGGGUCUGCCCCGUGUCCUGUGGCUGGUCAGCUUGGUCCUCCUGGGGUCCCUGUGACCGCUCCUGUGGCUCUGGACUGCGGACCAGGUUCAGAUCCCCUUCCAACCCUCCGGCUGCUUCUGGGGGUGCCCCAUGUGAAGGCGACAGGCAGGAGCAGCAGGCAUGCCACAUGGAGUGUGGGACAGAGACACUGGGCUGGACGCCCUGGGGGCCCUGGUCCUCCUGCUCCAGGAGCUGCCUUACCCUUGGAGGAGGCCCCGGGGGGCGCAGUCGUUCCCGGCUCUGCCCCAGCCCUGGGGACACACCCUGCCCAGGAGAGGCCACCCAGGAGGAGCCCUGCAGCCCCUCUGUGUGCCCAGUGCAAAGCAUCUGGGGUCUGUGGGCCCCCUGGUCCACCUGCUCAGCUCCCUGUGAUGGGGGCAUCCAGAUCCGUGGGCGCACCUGCUCUGCCUCCAUUCCCGGGGACCCCGAGUGCCAGGGACCUCACAGCCAGACCAGGGACUGCAACACGCAGCCCUGCACAGCCCAAUGCCCAGGGGACAUGGUGUUCCGCUCCGAGGAGCAGUGCCGCCAGCACGGGGACCCCUGCCCUCAGCUGUGUCUGGCUCAGGACCCUGGGGUGGAGUGUACCAGUUUCUGCACCUCUGGCUGCGCCUGCCCCCCCGGACUCUUCCUGCACAAUGCCAGCUGCUUGCCCCGCAGUCGGUGCCCCUGCCAGCUGCAGGGGAAGCUCUAUGCACCUGGAGCAGUGGCCCGGCUGGAUUCCUGCAAUAACUGCACCUGUAUCUCCGGUGGGAUGAUGUGCACCUCAGAGCCCUGCCCAGUGGCCUGUGGUUGGAGCCCCUGGACCCCCUGGAGUCUCUGCAGCCGCAGCUGCGACGUGGGCAUUCGGCGGCGCUUCCGGGCGGGCACCGCACCCCCAGCUGCCUUUGGGGGUGCUGCGUGCCAGGGCCCCGAUAUGGAGGCUGAAUUCUGCAGCCUGCGGCCGUGUCGGGGUCCCGGCGGGGAGUGGGGCCCCUGGUCUCCGUGCUCCGUGCCCUGUGGCAGUGGCUACCGGAACCGCACCCGAGGCAGUGGCCUGCACAGACUUGUGGACUUCUCCACCUGUGGUCUGCAGCCGUGUGCAGGGCCCCUGCCUGGCGUGUGUCCCGGGGGCAAGCGGUGGCUGGACUGUGCCCAGGGCCCUGCCUCCUGUGCAGAGCUCAGUGCCCUGCUAGGGACUGACCAGACCUGCCACCCUGGCUGUUACUGCCCGUCUGGGAUGUUCCUGCUGAACAACGUGUGCGUGCCCUCCCAGGACUGCCCCUGUGCCCAUGGGGGGCGCCUUUAUCCCCCGGGCAGCGUGGUGCUUCGUGCCUGUGAGAACUGCUCCUGUGUCUCUGGGCUCAUCACCAACUGCACCUCCUGGCCCUGUGAGGAGGGUCAGCCCACGUGGUCCCCCUGGACCCCAUGGAGCGAGUGCUCGGCCUCCUGUGGCCCCGCCCGGCGCCACCGACGCCGCUUCUGCACCAGGCCCCCCACGGUGGAACCACCCAUCCUGGGGCUGCCGUCCCCACCGACCUGGCCUCCACCUCUUUGCGCAGGCCCCGAGGCUGAAGAGGAGCCCUGCCUCCUGGCAGCGUGUGACCGAGCUGGGGGCUGGGGUCCUUGGGGGCCCUGGUCCAGCUGUAGCCGGAGCUGUGGGGGAGGCCUGCGGAGCCGGAUGCGAGCCUGUGACCAGCCCCCACCCCAGGGCCUGGGGGAUUACUGCGAGGGGCCUCGGGCCCAGGGAGAGACCUGCCAGGCCCUGCCAUGCCCAGUGACCAACUGCACCACCAUUCAAGGGGCUGAGUACAGCCCCUGUGGCCCUCCCUGUCCUCGCUCCUGUGACGACCUGGUGCACUGUGUGUGGCACUGCCAGCCCGGCUGUUACUGCCCUCCAGGCCAGGUGCUGAGUGCCGACGGGGCCUUCUGCGUGCAGCCCCGCCACUGCGGCUGCCUGGACCUGCUGAGCGGAGAGCGGCACCGUCCAGGCGCGCGGCUGCCGAGGCCCGACGGCUGCAACUACUGCACUUGCUCCGAGGGGAGGCUGAGCUGCACAGACCUGCCUUGCCCAGUGCCCGGUGGCUGGUGUCCAUGGUCGGAGUGGACAGCGUGCUCUGAGCCCUGCAGGGGCCAGACGAGGACCCGCUCCAGGGCCUGUGCCUGCCCCGCCCCUCAGCACGGGGGCGCCCCGUGUCCCGGGGAAGCCAGGGAGGAGGCAGGGGCCCAGCAUCAGAAGGAGACCUGCCCCAGCUCCCCCGAGUGCCCAGUGGACGGAGCCUGGAGCCCGUGGGGACCGUGGUCUCCCUGUGAUGCGUGUCUGGGGGAGUCGCAUCGGAGCCGGGCAUGUAUCUGGCCCCCCGCCCCCGAGGGAGGCAGGCCCUGCCCUGGGGGCCACAGGCAAAGUCGCCCCUGCCAGGACAAUGCCACGAAAUGCACAGAGUGUGGAGGUGGCCAGAGUCUUCUCCCCUGUGGGUGGCCCUGUCCCCGCUCCUGUCAGGACCUGUCUCCUGGGAGCACGUGCCAGCCAGGCUCCACGGGCUGCCGGCCCAGCUGUGGGUGCCCCCCUGGCCAGCUGUUCCAGGAUGGCCUCUGCGUGCCUCCUGCCCUCUGCCGUUGCCAGUACCAGCCUGCAGCCACCGGGAUGCCUGAGAACCAGAGCCGGGCAGCAGGGUCUGAGCUCAGCUCCUGGCAGACCCUGGAACCUGGAGAGACGGUGAUGGGGCCCUGUGACAACUGCACCUGUGUGGAGGGCAUCCUGCAGUGCCAGGAGGUGCCCGGCUGCCCUGGGCCCGGGACGUGGGGCUCCUGGGGCCCCUGGGAGGACUGCAGUGUGUCAUGUGGGGGAGGGGAGCAGCUCCGCUCCCGGAGGUGCGCCCGGCCCCCCUGCCCUGGGCCUUCCCGCCAGAGCCGAACCUGCCGCACCCAGGUCUGCAGAGAGGCCGGCUGCCCGGCUGGACGUCUGUACCGAGAAUGCCGGCCCGGCGAAGGGUGUCCCUUCUCCUGCGCCCACGUCACUCGCCAGAUGGGCUGCUUCUCCACUGGCUGCGAAGAAGGCUGCCACUGCCCCGAGGGCACCUUCCAGCAUCGCCUGUCCUGUGUCCAGGAGUGCCCCUGCGUGAUGACCGCCUUGCUGCUGCAGGAGCUGGGGGCUGCCGACAUGGACCCGGGGGCUCGCCCACCCAUUUGGGGAGAGGGCGGUCAGCCCCUUGGGCCUGGAGAUGAGCUGGGCUCAGGCCAGACCCUCCAUACGGGCUGCAGCAACUGCUCCUGCGUGCAUGGGAAGCUGUCUUGCUCCGUGGGCGACUGCUCCAAGGCCACUGAUGGCUUCAGUCCCUGGGGGCCAUGGGGCCCGUGCUCCCGCUCCUGCGGUGGGCUGGGCACCCGCACCCGCAGCCGCCAGUGUGUGCCGGCCUCGCUCGCCCCGGGCAGCCAGGGCUGCCGAGGGCCCCGCCAGGAGCUCAAGUACUGCCCCAGCCCAGCCUGCCCAGGAGCUGAAGAGUCCACCCCGGAGCCAGUGACAAGCCUUCCAGGCGGCUGGGGCCCGUGGUCUCCGUGGUCCCCCUGCUCUCGCACCUGCACAGACCCUGCUUACCCUGCUUGGCGUGGCCGCACUCGCCUCUGCCUGGCAAACUGCACAGCGGGGGACACGUCACAGGAGCGCCCUUGCAACCUGCCCGCCUGCACAGAGCUGCCCCUGUGCCCCGGCCCUGGCUGCGUGGCCGGGAACUGUUCCUGGACCGCCUGGGCCCCGUGGGAACCUUGCUCCCGAAGCUGUGGGGCAGGCCAGCAGCGCCGUCUGCGGGCGUACCGCCCCCCGGGGCCCGGCGGGCACUGGUGCCCUGACAUCCUCACUGCAUACCAGGAGCUCCGCUUCUGCAGCCUGUGGGCUUGCCCAGUGCCUGGAGGCUGGUCACGCUGGAGCCCCUGGUCCUGGUGUGACCGGAGCUGUGGGGGGGGCCGGGCCCUGAGGAGCCGCAGCUGCUCCAGCCCCCCGCCCAAGAACGGGGGUGCCCCCUGUGUGGGGGAGAGGCACCACGUGCGGCUCUGCAAUCCCGGGCCCUGUGAGCAGGGCUGCCCACCAGGCAUGCAGAUGAACAGCUGUGCCAACCGCUGCCCCCGCCGCUGCUCAGACCUCCAGGAGGGGGUCGUGUGUCAGGACGGCCAGGCCUGCCAGCCGGGCUGCCGCUGCUCUGACGGCUUUCUGGAGCAGGACGGAGGCUGUGUGCCCAUCGGGCACUGCGAGUGCACGGAUGCCCAGGGCCAUGGCUGGGCACCAGGGAGCCAGCACCGGGAGGCCUGCAGCACCUGCACCUGCCGGGCCGGGCGGCUCUCCUGCAUGGCUCAGCCCUGCCCGCCACCUGCCUACUGCGCCUGGAGCCGCUGGUCAACCUGGAGCCCCUGCAGCCGCUCGUGUGGGUCCGGAGGGCAGCAGAGUCGCUUCCGGUCCUCCACGUCUGGCUCGUGGGCUCCAGAGUGCCGGGAGGAGCAGUCCCAGAGCCAGCCCUGCCCUCAGCCCCCAUGCCCACCCCUGUGCCUGCACGGUGCCCGCCUCCACACCUUGGGGGACAGCUGGCUGCAGGGCGAGUGCCAGCAGUGCUCCUGCACCCCGGAGGGCAUCAUAUGCGAAGACAUCGAGUGUGCAGUACCUGGGGCUUGGACGCUGUGGUCCCCCUGGUCCGAAUGCCCCGUCUCCUGUGGAGGUGGAAACCAGGUUCGCACCCGGGUCUGCAUGGCCUCAGCCUCUCACCGCAGUGGGGCCCCCUGUCUGGGCCCUGGCACCCAGACCCAGCGCUGUGGAUGGCAGCCUUGUCUGGGGCGGCUGGACGCCUGCUCCUGGGGUCCCUGGGGGCCCUGUUCCCGCAGCUGCGGCCCUGGCCUGGCCUCCCGCUCUGGGUCCUGCCCCUGCCCACUGGCCAGAGCCGACCCCACCUGCAAUGGCACCUUCCUGCACCAGGACACCCGGGCCUGCUACCCAGGGCCCUGCCUGGAGGAAUGCGUCUGGAGCAGCUGGAGCAGCUGGACGCGGUGCUCCUGUCGGGUGCUGGUCCAGCAGCGCUACCGGCACCAGGGAGCGGCGCCUGGAGGGGCGGGGGCGGGCCCCCCCUGCACACGACUGGAUGGCCACUUCCGGCCUUGCCCCGUCGGCAACUGCUCUGAGGACAGCUGCACGCCUCCCUUUGAGUUCCGGGCCUGCGGCUCCCCCUGUGCUGGGCUCUGUGCCACCCACCUGAGCCGCCGGCUCUGCCAGGACCUGCCGCCCUGCCAGCCUGGCUGCUACUGCCCCGAGGGGCUGCUGGAGCAGGCUGGGGGCUGCAUUCCCCCGGAACAGUGUAACUGCCUGCACAUCACAGAAGGCGGGGCCGAGGUGACUCUCACUCCUGGGGACCGUCUGCAGCUGGGCUGCAAAGAGUGCGAAUGCCGGCGCGGGGAGCUGCAGUGCACCGGCCAGGGCUGUCAAGGUCUUCUUCCUCUGAGCGGGUGGUCCGAGUGGUCCCCCUGUGGGCCCUGCCUGCCCCCUGGUGUGCUGGCCCCCGCCUCCAGGACUGCCCUAGAGGACCGCCCAUCUCAGCACCCAACUGGCCUCUCCCCGACCUUGGCCCCCUUGCUGGCUUCGGAGCAGCACCGCCAUCGCCUCUGUUUGGACCCGGAGACGGGGAGGCCGUGGGCUGGGGACCCAGACCUGUGCACUGCACCCCUCAGCCAGCAACGCCUCUGCCCGGACCCUAGGGCCUGCCAGGACUUAUGCCAGUGGGGCCCUUGGGGGCCCUGGAGCCCCUGCCAGGUGUCCUGCAGUGGGGGUUUCCGGCUACGCUGGAGGGAGGCAGGGGGGCCCCCUGGAGGAGGCUGCAGGGGGCCGUGGGCUCAGACUGAGAGCUGCAACGUGGGGCCCUGCCCAGGGGAGAGCUGCGAAGCCCAGGACACCGUGCCCACCCCUGACUGUGCCAACCAGUGCCCUAGAAGCUGUGUGGACCUCUGGGACCGCGUGCAGUGUCUGCAGGGACCCUGCCGCCCAGGCUGCCGCUGCCCCCCUGGCCGACUGGUGCAGGAUGGGCGCUGCGUGCCCAUCUCCUCCUGCCGCUGUGGCCUCCCCAGCCCCAAUGCCUCAUGGGUUGUGGCCCCAGCAGAGGUGGUACAGCUGGACUGCAAAAACUGUACCUGUACCAACGGAUCCCUGGUGUGCCCACACCAUGAGUGCCCAGUCCUUGGGCCUUGGUCCGCCUGGAGCAGCUGCUCCGCUCCCUGCGGUGGGGGCUUCAGGGAGCGACAUCGGAGCUGUGAGGAGGGUCCUGUGGGGGUGCCAUGCCAGGCCCAGGACACAGAGCAGCAGGAAUGUAACCCCCAGCCCUGCCCUGAGUGCCCGCCUGGCCAGGUGCUCCGUGCCUGUGCCACUUCGUGCCCACGCCUCUGCUCGCAUCUGCAGCCUGAUGCCCUCUGUGCGCAGGAGCCCUGCCGGCCUGGCUGUGGCUGCCCCGAGGGGCAGCUGCUGCACAAUGGCACGUGUGUGCCCCCUGUGGCGUGCCCCUGCACCCAGAUCUCUCUGCCCUGGGGCCUGACCUUGACCCUUGAAGAGCAGGCCCGGGAGCUGCCCCCAGGAACUGAGCUCAUCAGGAACUGCACGCGCUGUAUCUGCCAAGAUGGAGCGUUCAGCUGCUCCGCCGCUGACUGUCGUGAGUGCCCCUCCGGGGAAGUGUGGCAGCAGGUGGCCCUGGGGCCCUGCGAGCGGACGUGCCGGGAUCUCAAUGCCACGGACACCCAGGGAAGCUGCCGUGCGGGGCAGGCCCCGGGCUGUGUGUGCCAGCAUGGACACUUCCGUAGCCAGGCGGGCCCCUGCGUGCCUGCAGACCACUGCGAGUGCUGGCACCAGGGGCGUCCCCACCCGCCUGGAUCCGAAUGGCAGGAGGCCUGUGAGAGCUGCCGCUGCCUCCAUGGGCGGAGUGUCUGCACCGAGCGCUGCCCACUCUUCACCUGUGCCCAGGGCGAGGUGAGCGUGAAGGAGCCGGGGAGCUGCUGUCCCACUUGCCGCCAAGAGACUCCGGAGGAGCAGGCAGCCUCCUGCCGGCAUCUCACGGAGCUGCGCAACCUCACCAAGGGCGCCUGCUCCUUGGACCAGGUGGAAGUGAGCUACUGCAGUGGGCACUGCCCUUCCAGCAUCAACGUCAUGCCUGAGGAGCCUUACUUGCAGAGCCAGUGCGACUGCUGCAGCUACAGCCUGGACCCCGACAGCCCCGUGCGGGUCCUACACCUGCGCUGUCCCGACGGCCACGCGGAGCCCGUGGUGCUGCCCGCCAUCCGCAGCUGCCAGUGCAGCGCCUGCCAAGGAGGUGAUUUCUCAAAGCACUGACAGCUCCGCUGGAUGAGGAUGCCCAUCCUCCCUGGUUCGAUCAUGAGGCUCAGAGGCACCGACCUCCCCCUCCCAUGCCCACCCGUCCACUCCAUGCCCUGAUACCAGCCCAUCCCAAAUAAAGUGACAUCAGCAGCAA